This is a messenger RNA of Sitodiplosis mosellana (orange wheat blossom midge), 521 nucleotides long. RefSeq names its product transmembrane protein 203. The record is from RefSeq and is a predicted model, not a curated record. Gene Ontology annotation, cellular component: endoplasmic reticulum. The transcript has a single exon. Lineage: Eukaryota; Metazoa; Arthropoda; Insecta; Diptera; Cecidomyiidae. Bases 1 to 423 code for a protein of 140 amino acids. Gene Ontology annotation, biological process: intracellular calcium ion homeostasis.
AUGUUUGAAAUUCAUGAACUUGUGCAGUGGUUAGGUUUAGCUGAAUUUGAAAUAUUUACGAAUUUAGUUGCACUAUUUAUAUUUUCCAUAAUCCUUGCGGUACGACUAGCCGGAGAUGUAUCCGAAGAAUCAAUGGAUUGGUUUACCGUUUUCUCGCCACUUUUUUGCGGUGACAUUUGCAAUAGUUAUUUCAGUAUAAUAGUUGGCAUUCGUAUGUAUUUAGAUAAUGAUAACAAACGGAAAGCGCUACAACGACUAUUGUGGAGUGUAAAAGUGCUGGUCUUAACGGGUGUUUUCAAAUAUUUGCUAUGUCUUAAAUUGUCCGGUGCACAAAAUCUAGAGUAUAGCGAAGUUUUUGCACCAAUUUUUGUACUACUUCAAUUGAUAGCCGUGCGUGCGUGUCAGCUGUCAAGUUCAUCGUAAAAUAUUUCGCUUCUAUAUUCUAAGCAUGUAUAAAACUGAUUCUAUGUUAAUACGACCACAUAAAAUAAACCAAACUGCACAUUAUGGAAUGAAAAUAA